Molecule: messenger RNA, 2764 nt
Organism: Xyrauchen texanus (razorback sucker)
Lineage: Eukaryota; Metazoa; Chordata; Actinopteri; Cypriniformes; Catostomidae
Gene: depdc1b
Product: DEP domain containing 1B
Exons: 11
Coding region: 89-1705 (538 amino acids)
Biological process (GO): intracellular signal transduction
Source: RefSeq, a predicted model, not a curated record
CAAAAGUGAAGCAAGUUCUGUGGAGAUGAUUACAGAGAUAAACUCAUUAAAUGGAGGAAUAAUCUCAAUUUAAACCAUUAAUAUUUUUAUGAGGGCUAAUAUGGAUGGUAAAAUGAUCGGACCAGGACCUUACAGGGCGACAAAGUUGUGGAAUGAAACUAUAAAGCUCUUCCGUGGUGGGAUGCCAGUAAGGCGACACUGGGCUCAUUUCAGGUGUUAUGAUCACAGUUUCACCGGUGCCGAGGCUGUCGACUUCCUCCAUGAACUGCUCAGGCUGAACCAGAACUUUGGACCAGAGGUGACACGCUACCAAACGCUCCAGUUACUCCGAAAAUUCCUCAAAAAUCACGUUAUCGAGGACGUCAAAGGGCGGUUUGGCAAAGAGGAUUUGGAAGACAAUGGACAUCUAUACAGAUUUCCUCCACAAUCCCCUCUGAAGCCUCUUCCUGUGCGUCCACCUGUAAGAGAUCCCGGCUCAGUUCCUAGAAUUCCACGCUGGGAUGAUUAUGAGGACAUACAAGUGCCGGUAAAGAUACCCAUGAAACCUCUCAUUCUAAAUUCAGGGACAUGGAAUAAGAGGCACAGCAUCGCCAUUGGGGAGGUACCAGAGUGCAAAUUGAUCCGGAGGAGAGAGUUAACCCCGAAACAUGUGGACCAGAUAUGGAAAUCGAUGACACUAUCACAUUUGCAGACUGUUUUGGGUCUCCAGUCAUUGGACGGGGUUCUAGACACAAAACUUCUGAGUCCAAAGCACAUCGUUCAUAAUGUUUUUGGGGUUAAUAAGCAAGGCAUUGUUGUCCUGAAGAACAAAGCAGAGGAUUCCCCUCACUGGGUGUUAUCUGCAAUGAAAUGCCUGGCAAACUGGCCCAAUGGCUGUGAUAACAGGCAGCCCACAUAUCCAGGGUUCGAGAGAGACGUCUUCAGGACAGUGGCGGAGCAUUUUCAGAGACUGAAAGAGCCACUGUUGACUUUUCAUCUGUAUGAAAUAUUUGUCAGUAUUUUGGGGCUUCUACAGCAGCCGUUGGUUGUGGUUGAAGCGUUGCAGGUUUGCUGCCUACUGCUGCCUCCAGCCAACCGGCGUAAACUGCAGCUGUUAAUGCGACUGAUGGCUAAAGUCUGUGCCAACCCCUCACUGCCCCCUCUGAAUGACACCAUAGGAGCACGUACGCUGAUGGUCCAGACCUUUUCUCGGUGCAUCCUGGGCUCUGCGGAUGAGGUGGAUUUGGACGAGCUGUUGGCAACCAAGCUGGUCAUGUUUAUGAUAGAUAACCACGACAGUGUGCUGAAGGUGCCGUCCAACUUGAGAAAAUCUGUCGAGGAACAUCUGUCACACCUGAGAAGAGCUCAGAUAAAGUACGCAGGUGCUGACACGGACACCUCCAUGAUGUCUCCACCACACUCGUCCUGCAGACAGAUCAGCAGUGAAGAGUUUGAGGAGCAGAGAGUCUCAGGAUCUCACGGGGCCAUCGUGGAUCUUCUGGAGAACAUCAUACAUGACAAGAACAUGUCCAUUAAAGACAAGAAGAAGAAACUCAAACAGUUUCAGAAGUCUCAUCCCGAUAUCUACCGCAGACGGUUUCCCACAGCUGAAAGUGAGGAAGCGGUUUUCCCAGAGAAACCCCAGAGAAUCAAACCUCAGCUGAUGUUUCUCACGCUGAAGAAACCGUUCCAACCCUUUCAGAGGAGCUGGAGCUUUCGUGCUUGAAUCAGUAGUGCGGUUAGUUUGUCACUUGGAUAGCCAUGCUAAGUAUUAUUAUUAAGGAGAGUUAUUACUGAAUAUCAAAGGCAGGUCAUUUCUUGAUGUUUUAUAGAGCCGUUCUGCUAUUAAAAAAUGGUUUGAUCCUCAAUCUAAAUAACACCAAAUACACCUCAUCAAUGAUUAGUUGACUGAAUUGUUUGGUUAAGACAAAGUAUAAUGCUGUGCAUUUGAAUCCUAUGGGAACGGGCCUAAAAAUAAUAAUAAAUAUGGUUUAUACUGGAUAUGCAAGUAAUCUUUUAUUAUAGCCCAAAUAAACUCCAAAAGGCAUCAGUUGUGCCUAUUUCACAUGGUUUUCAUAUAUUGUGUGACUAAAAAAAAAAUCUGCAACAUUUCCGAUCACUUGAAUUCUAUUUUUUAAUGAGCUGUAUUUUUAUUUGUAUUUUGUUUACCUUCAGUUAUAUCAGCUGCAGGUGUUUUGUACCUGCUGUCAAGUUCAUGUUGUCACUGAUAAUUAGCGACAGGGUUUUAGUGCUGGUCACCAGAAAAUGUCUUUUGAAAAGUCUUCUUGUAAAAUAAAUGAACAAGCUCUGUCAGAGAUCUCAACUACUGAUGUAGUUACAACUGCAUACUGUAUAUUUCUGUUUCUCUUUUUUUAUACAUCAAUGUUUUCUUUGUUUUAACUGAUUUGUGGUCAAGUAUAUUUGUGGUUAUGCAUUAAGUUGUCCUUUGCAGUCCUUAUUUGUGUUUGGUCUGCUUUUAAAGUAGUUUUUAUAGUUUGUCAGUUUUUAAUGAACAUAUCUAACACUGCACAAAACCUUGACAUUUUAUCACUUGUUUAUUUAUGAGGUUUUAUUUACUGUCUUACCGAUCUUACACUGUCUCAAUGCUGGAAGUAUUGUGUAAGCAGCAUGUAAAUGUUUCAUCCGUGUUUCUAAAAUAAUGGUUCAGUGAUCUCAACUGUAACACAUGAUACGUUUCUCAAAUGUUGUAUGCUUUCAAAUGUAUUUUGUGAAGAAAUGCUGGAGUUACUGUUACUGAUUUGGACGUCUACACUGUGAUAAAAUA